CUCCCUCCCCUCCCUGUAGCUCGCUCCCAGCAGCAGCAGCAGCAGUGGAGCAUUGGAGCCGCGGCAGCAUCCGCCCUUCCUUCUUUCCUUCUAUCCUCCCUUCCUUCUCUCCUUCUUUCCUUCCUUCCUUCCUUCCUUGCAUCCUCCUUCCUUCCUUCUUUCCUUCCUUCCCUCCCUCCUUUCUCCCCCUCCAGCCCUGACAGUGCGCCGAAGGACCUGAGCUCCACCCGUGGCUCCUGCUGCUGCUGCUGCUGCUCCCUUCCUUGCCUUCUCCUCCUCCCGGAGCCUUGAAGAAGAAGAGGAGGAGGAGGAGAGGGAAGGAGGAUGCUGGGCUGCCUGAGGCUGCGGGGCAUCCCCGGAUCCGCCUGAGGCCCCGAAGCCAAAGGGCGAGGAGAGAGCCGGGGGCAACAACGGCGGCUCUGGGGCGGAGGCGAGGAGCAACCAUGAACGGCGCCCGGGUCUCCGCCUCUCCUCCUCCUCCUCCUCUUCUUGCUGCUCCUGCUGCUCCUGCUGCUGCUUCCCCAGAGCUGCUGGCUGCCGCUGCCCAUGAACACAGGGCUCCAGUGUAGCGGGAGGAGGAGGAGGAAGAAGAAGAAGAAGAAGAAGAGAAGGAAAAAGAAGAAGAAGAAGAGAAGGUGGCGGCGGCGUGCUUGGCUAGCGUCGCGCCCGGGUCCCAAGGUGUUGGAGGAGGAAGAGGAGGAGGAGGAGGGGAGAGAGGAGAGGAGCCCUCCACCACCACCACCACCACCACCAUGUCUUCCUCUUCCUCUUCUUCCUGCUCGGUGGGGCUGCGCGCCUCUCGUCCCCCCGCCGUGCCGCCCCCCAUGCCGGAGCUGCCCGACCUGAGCCACUUGACGGAGGAGGAGCGCAACAUCAUCCUGGCCGUGAUGGACCGGCAGAAGGAGGAGGAGGAGAAGGAAGAGGCCAUGCUCAAAAGAUUGCACCAACAAUUUGAAAGUUACAAAGAGCAAGUGCGGAAAAUAGGUGAGGAAUCCCGCCGUUCACAAGGAGACCACAAGGAUGAUGCCCCAACAUGUGGAAUCUGUCACAAAACUAAGUUUGCGGAUGGUUGCGGCCAUUUAUGCUCUUACUGCCGGACAAAGUUUUGUGCCAGAUGUGGAGGACGUGUUUCCCUACGAUCAAACAAUGAGGACAAAGUGUACAGGAAUAAUGUCUCUGCUGGCUAUGGACCACUGUUGGAAGGGCCAGAGACAGUUAUGUGGGUAUGCAACCUAUGUCGAAAGCAACAAGAGAUCCUGACGAAAUCUGGAGCAUGGUUCUUUGGAAGUGGUCCACAACAGCCCCCCAGUCAGGAUGGAACGCUGAGUGACACUGCCACUGGUGGCGGUUCGGAGUCGCCUAGAGAAAAGAAGGCACGGCUUCAAGAGCGGUCGCGGUCCCAAACACCCUUAAGCACAGCAGCCGCCACUUCCCAGGAAAUCUCCUCCGGUGCACAAACUGACAGAAGAAAAGGCACAGAGGCAUCACAGCAAGCUAUGGGCCUGGAACAGAAGCAAACUUCGUCAAGAUCUAGAAGUGAACCCCCAAGAGAGAGGAAGAAGACAUCUGCAGCUCCUGAACAGAAUGGGAAAGGAGGUCUAAAAGGUGAGCGCAAACGUGUGCCAAAAUCUGCACCUCAGCAGGGUGAAGGACAAACAGAUGAGAGGGAAAGUAAAGAAAGACGUGAUGGUAGAAGAUUAGAGAAAGGGAGGUCUCAGGACUAUUCAGACUUUCCACCCAAUUUUGAGGAAGGCAAGGCAAUAGAUGAAGAAAAGCAAAGGAAAGAAGAUGACUAUCACACUCGGUACAGGAGUGAUCCAAACCUAGCAAGGUAUCCGGUGAAGCCACAUCCUGAGGAGCAGCAGAUGCGUAUGCAUGCAAAGGUAUCAAAGGUGCGGCAUGAAAGAAGACACAGUGAUGUCGCCUUGCCCCAUACAGAGGUCGAGGAGCCUGAGGUGUCUGAGAAUAAACUAGGAAAGCACCCACAGUUGCCAGCAACUCAGGACAUGAAAUCUCACCCGGACACUCAGAGGGCAUAUGCGAUAGAAAGAACAGGUGACGUAAGAAUUUCCGUUUCUAAACAAUUAGCUAACCAUAGCUCACCAACUCCCAGGCAUAGCGUGGUUCCUACAGAGCACUUAGAAUCCAAAAACCACGAUUCCUUUAAAACACAGAGUCGCCUAGAUCCUAGCUCUGCUAUUCUCAGUCGGAAAGCAAAGCGGGAGAAAAUGGAGACUAUGCUAAGGAAUGAUUCCCUUAGUUCUGACCAGUCAGAAUCAGUGCGACCAUCUCCUCCAAAGCCUCAUAGAUCGAAGCGGGGUGGAAAGAAAAGGCAAAUGUCAGUCAGCAGCUCGGAGGAAGAAGGAGCGUCAACCCCCGAAUAUACCAGUUGUGAUGAUGUGGAAAUAGAAAGUGAAAGUGUCAGUGAAAAAGGUGACUUGGAUUAUUACUGGCUGGAUCCUGCCACGUGGCACAGUAGGGAGACAUCUCCUAUUAGCUCACAUCCUGUGACGUGGCAGCCUUCUAAAGAGGGAGAUUGCCUGAUUGGUCGUGUUAUUCUCAACAAGAGAACAACCAUGCCAAAAGAGUCUGGUGCAUUACUUGGACUCAAAGUUGUAGGAGGAAAAAUGACUGAAUUGGGACGACUUGGUGCCUUCAUUACCAAAGUAAAGAAAGGUAGCUUGGCUGAUGUAGUGGGACAUCUAAGAGCAGGCGAUGAAGUUCUAGAAUGGAAUGGUAAACCACUUCCUGGAGCUACAAAUGAAGAAGUUUACAACAUUAUUUUAGAAUCCAAAUCAGAACCUCAAGUUGAAAUUAUUGUUUCAAGACCAAUUGGACUUUUUCAUAGGUUUCAUUCAGCAAACUCCUUCAGACGUGUGUAUAAAAACUUCUAUGACAUUCCAAGGAUUCCUGAGACUUCUCAUCCUCCACUAGAGUCUAUUUCUGCAGCUAUGGAAAAUGGGCUAAAAAGGGAAGGUUCUAGUUCAUUUGAAUCUCAAAAAAUGGAACGGCCUUCAAUCUCUGUUAUUUCCCCUACUAGUCCUGGAGCCCUAAAAGAUGCCCCACAGGUUCUACCUGGGCAGCUCUCUGUUAAACUAUGGUAUGACAAAGUGGGACAUCAGUUAAUAGUGAAUGUUCUUCAAGCAACAGAUCUGCCACCUAGAAUAGAUGGACGACCAAGAAAUCCUUAUGUGAAAAUGUAUUUUCUUCCAGACAGAAGGUAUGAUAAGAGUAAAAGAAGGACCAAAACAGUAAAGAAAAGCUUAGAACCAAAAUGGAACCAAACAUUUCUCUAUUCACAUGUGCACCGUAGAGAUUUUAGAGAACGGAUGCUAGAAAUAACUGUCUGGGAUCAGCCACGAGUACAAGAAGAAGAAAGUGACUUUCUUGGAGAGAUCCUGAUAGAGUUGGAGACAGCACUUUUAGAUGAUGAACCACACUGGUAUAAGCUGCAGACACAUGAUGAAUCCUCACUACCUCUGCCUCAGCCAUCACCUUUCAUGCCAAGGAGACAUGCUCAUGGUGGAGAAAACUCUAGCAAAAAAUUACAAAGAUCUCAGCGAAUCAGUGAUAGUGACUUCUCAGAUUAUGAUGUUGAGGAUGGUAUUGGAGUAGUUCCUUCAGUAGGUUAUAGGUCUAGCACUAGAGAAAGUAAAUCUACAACGUUAACUGUGCCAGAACAGCAAAGAACAACCCAUCAUCGUUCGCGAUCUGUUUCUCCUCACCGUGGUGACGAACAGGGCAGGACCCGUUCUCGUUUACCAAAUGUGCCAUUACAGAGGAGUUUAGAUGAAAUUCAUCAAAUGAGAAGAUCACGUUCUCCAACUAGACACCAUGAUGCCUCCCGAAGCCCAAUUGACCGCAGGUCCAGAGAUAUGGAUAGUCAGUAUUUGUCUGAUCAAGAAAGUGAGCUUCUUAUGCUGCCCAGGGCAAAACGAGGAAGAAGUGCAGAGUGCCUACAUACCGCCAGAAGUUCCGUAAGGCAUUAUAAAACACUGCCACCCAAGAUGCCUUUAUUAGAGAAUGGCACUUAUUGGAAUAUUUAUAGCUCAACUCUGCCUGCAUGUGUUAAGGCCAAAUCUGUGCUUAGUCGGGAUGUUUCACUUCUGCGUAAUUGCCUUAAUUCACGAAUACCGAGAUUUACAGAUGGGCUAUUGUUUAGUGAACUGCAGCCCUCGCUUGACAGGGCUAGGAGUGCUAGUACCAACUGCUUGAGGCCUGAUACUAGUUUGCAUUCACCAGAACAAGAAAGACAUAGAUGGUCUCCGUCUCUAGAUAGGAGACGGCCUACUAGUCCCCGGAUUCAUAUCCAACAUGCAUCUCCGGAGGAUGACAGAGCCACACCACCGCUGGAGUCUUGCAUUCCAAAACAAGAUACUUUAAACUUCCUAAGUGCUAAUCCAGAAGAAACACAGAGGCAUUCCAGAAAGGUGGAAAGAUAUAGCAAUCAAAAACAAACUAGGAAAGUCUCUGCCUCAGAAACAGAAAGAAUGCACCAACCAGGAAGUCCCAUGCAGUCGUCUCCAGCAGACACCCCAUUCAGCAGCCGUAGGGGGAGGCAGCUUCCGCAAGUCCCUGUCAGGAGUGGCAGUAUAGAGCAAGAGCAAGAACGUUUUAGCUCAUCUUCAAAAGCUAAUUUAGUAGUGGAGGAGAGAACAAGACAGAUGAAAAUGAAAAUGCACCGUUAUAAUCAGACAACAGGGUCUGGUUCUAGUCAAGAACUGGAACGUGAGCAAUAUUCCAAGUAUGAUAUUCAAGCAGAUCAGUAUCGAAGUUGUGAUAACGUCUCUGCCAAGUCAUCAGAUAGUGAUGUCAGUGAUGUGUCAGCUAUUUCCCGUACCAGUAGUGCCUCCCGCCUCAGCAGCACAAGCUUUAUGUCAGAGCAAUCCGAGCGCCCUAGGGGCAGAAUAAGGUCAAAGUCCCUAGAGAACUGCAAAACUGAUGGGAAAAAGGAAAGAAGGAUAUCAUGGGAAUUAGAUGACAAGACGGGGCACAGUGAAAAAAAAAUGAAUUUGCAAGACAAGAAAAGGAGAAGGCAUACUGUUGCUGAUGUGAGUACGUUUACUCCUAAAAUGCAAGGCAGACGGAUGGGGACUUCAGGGAGAAUCAUCACAAAGAGCACAAGUGUGAGUGGAGAGGUGUAUAAGCUGGAGCAUAAUGAUGGUAGUCAAUCAGACACGGCGGUUGGUACACUUGGAACAGGUGGGAAGAAAAGACGAUCAAGCCUUAGUGCCAAAGUGGUUGCCAUGGUCUCUAGAAGAAGCAGAAGCACAUCCCAGCUUAGCCAAACAGAGACGGGCAGCAAGAAGCUAAAAAGCACGAUACAAAGAAGCACAGAAACUGGGAUGGCUGCAGAAAUGAGAAGCCGUAUGGUCCGGCAGCCAAGUCGGGAAUCCAAUGAUGGAAGUAUCAACAGUUACAGCUCAGAGGGAAACCUAAUAUUUCCUGGAGUCCGACUGGGUGCUGACAGUCAAUUCAGUGAUUUUCUUGAUGGAUUGGGACCUGCCCAGCUAGUAGGUCGACAAACUUUAGCGACCCCUGCCAUGGGUGAUAUACAGAUUGGAAUGGUGGACAAGAAAGGCCAGUUAGAAGUAGAAGUCAUCAGAGCCCGGGGCCUAACACAAAAGCCUGGUUCUAAAUCUACCCCUGCUCCAUAUGUUAAAGUAUACCUGUUGGAAAAUGGGGCUUGCGUAGCCAAGAAGAAGACAAGAAUUGCCAGGAAAACUCUUGAUCCUUUAUAUCAACAAACACUAGUUUUUGAGGAAAGUCCUCAUGGAAAAGUCCUUCAGGUGAUAGUCUGGGGAGAUUAUGGUCGAAUGGAUCACAAAUGUUUCAUGGGAGUUGCACAAAUCUUGCUGGAAGAACUUGAUUUAUCCAGCGUAGUGAUUGGCUGGUACAAAUUGUUUCCACCAUCCUCCCUGGUGGAUUCAACGUUGACUCCUCUGACUCGCAGGGCCUCCCAGUCAUCUCUGGAAAGUUCAACUGGGCCUCCCUGCAUUCGGUCUUAGUGAACACAAUAACAGGAGCUCCUCAAUGAAGUGAUUAUCACCCAGGAUAACUAACAGGGAGAAAAACUACUUACAACAACGAGGAGCACUUUUGAACAGAGACAAUCAUCACUUCAGUUUUGCCUGUAGUAGUUUAUCCAAAAAUAUGCCUCUGUGUGAAAAGGGUGGCUAAAAUUGACCGAACAAAGCAGUAUAUGAAAAUAGAGUCAGUCCAUCUAGCAAAGUGUCCCUAAUUCUUCUGAUAAUCAUAAUGAGGAGGGACCUUUCAAAAUUAAACUGGAACCACAUGUUCUUUUGACAGUUCUCCCACUCUUUUUCUUUUUCUUUUCUUCACAGAGACCAGAAGCAGUGUUAACUUCCUGGUGUUUGUUCGUGUUUAACUUGCUUUCGCUGUGUUAUCCUGCCUGUUUUGUAAAAAAUGUCGGAAUGCUAACAGAGACCCUUCCUUUCUUUUUCUAAAACAAACCAAAAAGGGCUGAAGCACAUCUCUGUAAGCAUCUCCAGAAGUGUUCACCUGCCAAAAUUAUCAUAUGAUGCCAAUAAUAGCCACAUCACCCCUUCUUUCUGGUUGUUCAUAGUCCUAACACAGAUGGAAAGCCAGAAUAAAUGACUAAUUUAUUGUUUUGUUGAACUAUGUCUUAGAGCAUAUCCUAAUUUCCCAUUGUAAAAAGUGAAUAUUUUUGCAUUAUACAUCAUUAUUUUUAUGUUUUGACCAUGAUUUUGCAUGAAGGAAAUCUGCAACUGCAACUAUUGCUGAAGACUUGAUAAAAAGCAGCUUUUUUUGUUUUGACAUUGGCAAUUACGUUUAUAAAGCAUAUCAGGCCCGUGACAAAAGUCUUAAUGUUCAUGCGUGUAAAUGUACAAUUGACUUUCCCAAUGUGGACCAGAAAUAGAGUUAGGCAUCCAACACUUUCAACUGUACCCAGGCAUCUCGGGUGAUCCAAGUGUCACUUUUGACACACUUGUCUGCCCUGGUUCGAGCAUGGUAUGAGUUGUUCAGUUUGUCACUGGAAAUUCCAGUUGAAUAUUCUGCACUUACUAAUGUUUUUAUCAAAUUUCAGUUUACGUUUAUUUGAGAUUGAUGCAAGCACAAAGCUUGAUUUUUAACAAAAAUGAUUUUAUGUUUAAGGGAGGGGGGUAUGGUAACAAAAAAACCUUGCAUUUUGUUCAUCUUGGUUCUUUCUUGGCCUUGAAAUCCCUUGUGUUUUUUCUGUAAAUGUGCUAAAAAAAACCCUGCAGAAUGUGCAGGUGCAUUGAAAAGUUCUCCUUCCUUUUAUGGUGAUCUCACAAAAUAGAGCAGCAUGACUUGGAACUGUUCAAAGCUGCAUGCACGUUUUUGUAAAAAAAAAAUGCAAAAGAAAUAGAAAAAAGGAAAAGGAAAAAGAGGAAAAAGUCACAAACAAAAGAGAUUAUUUAAUAAUGUAUGUUAGUUCCACAUAGGCCAGGUUGUAUGUUGCAUGUACUUGUACAGUUUGCUCAUAAUUACUCUAAUGAAGUAACCAAGAAAUCUAAGCCAUCCAUUUUUUCUUAUAGACAUUUUGCAGGUUUUAGCCAGGCUGUCAGUUAGUCUGGUGCUAAAUGUCUAUUGAUGGACUUUAUUUUUUACCGUAUGGAAAACGUGAUGUAGUAUGGACCAAAUUCCUUCUACUAAAUAUUUUGAUGUAGAUUCCUACUGUGGGGCUGUAACACAUGUAGAAACUGUGGACACAAUUAAGUUUUCCUUCAUAGACAUAACUGCCUGCACCAAGUGAACUAUUUAUUAUUGUUAUUAUUAUUUAAUAUUGCCAGAACUAUUCUGCCCAUGUUUCCAUGGGGAACAGAUUGAUUACUGCUCGACCUGCUGAGCAGGAAGAACUGAAGCAUUGGUGCACUACUAGAUUCUCUUCUGUCUUUUAGUGGCCAAAUAAAUAAACUAAUGAUAAUUCGGUAGUACCUUUCUAUUUUGACCACUUGUCUUAACAUUUCCCUGUGCUUUUAAAUGAAACUUCCAACUCAUGUUAUGUAGACAUGUUUAAUAAAAUUUCCUUUUCAUGUUCA
Anolis sagrei ordinatus is the source of this 8045-nucleotide messenger RNA. RefSeq names its product regulating synaptic membrane exocytosis 1 (gene RIMS1). Gene Ontology annotation, molecular function: small GTPase binding; transmembrane transporter binding. The record is from RefSeq and is a predicted model, not a curated record. Gene Ontology annotation, biological process: regulation of membrane potential; calcium ion-regulated exocytosis of neurotransmitter; regulation of synaptic plasticity. Lineage: Eukaryota; Metazoa; Chordata; Lepidosauria; Squamata; Anolidae. Gene Ontology annotation, cellular component: presynaptic membrane; cytoskeleton of presynaptic active zone.